CUAGUUCAACGUAGCUAGGCAAUCUUAGAUAUUCAAUAUGAAAUUCGCAGUGGUGAUCUUGGCGUUUGUGGCUGCCGCGAGUGCGCAGUUCAAUAACCCCUACAACCCCUUCGGGUACAACAACCAGCGGUACUACAAACCCACUCCUGCACCAUUCCGCUACCGUCCCGUGUCCGUCACUCCCGCCUACAAACCCAUUGCUUUCACCGCCUCCACCCCCUCCCCAGUGGUCGCCCCCGUGCCCGUUGCCAGGGUUGUCUCUGACGCUCGCAACGCCCAGACCCUGAAAUACGGCAAUGAAGUCAACCCUGAUGGCAGUUACAACUACUUCUACGAAACCGACAACGGUAUCGCAGCCCAGGAACAGGGCACUCCCCGCAACUUCGGUGGAAACCCCCCUGUAGUCCCAAGUGUCGCCCAGGGAUCUUUCUCAUGGACCUCUCCUGAGGGUGAGCCCAUCGUCAUCACCUACGUCGCUGACGAGAACGGAUACCAACCCUCUGGUAACGCCAUCCCCACCGCUCCUCCAGUACCCCCCCAGAUCGCUCGCGCCCUCGAGUACAUCGCCCGCAGCGCACCCAAGAAAUAAGCUACGUCUGAACGAUAAAGCUUUUCCACAACAGUAUAAAACGUACUUUAUAAAAUGAAUAGUACAACUUAGAAGUAUUGUCGAG
Spodoptera littoralis (African cotton leafworm) is the source of this 674-nucleotide messenger RNA. The record is from the annotation of a GenBank genome assembly. Lineage: Eukaryota; Metazoa; Arthropoda; Insecta; Lepidoptera; Noctuidae.